UUUGCUAUUGUCUCCAAGUUUGUCUACUCUCUUGUGAGCUUGUUCUUUUGGAUAUAUUUGGGCCUUCACUACACACCACAGAUGACCUAUGACCCACAGUACUCUACACUGGGUAGGCUCUACAUCGUGUUCUUCUAUGGACUGGUGUUUCGACUCAAGUACUAUUUUCUAUGGUACCUUGUGGACAGUGUUAACAACACUUGUGGGCUGGGUUUCAGUGGGUACGACACACUAGGACAACCAAAGUGGGAUCUUGUCUCAGACAUAAACUUUGCUGAGAUUGAGGCGGCUCCAAAUAUCCGAGCUCUGUCUACAUAUUGGCACGCUACUGCUGGGAAAUGGUUGCGAAGAGUGUGCUAUGAGAGGGUGACCUUUUCCCCAACCUACACUUCCUUUAUCAUGUCUGCCUGGUGGCAUGGAUUCUAUCCUGGCUAUUUCUUCAUGUUCCUGUCGUUUGCUGUAGCUGCUGAGGCAGCAAGAAAAAUGCGUCGACUGAUUCGGCCCCACUUUCAAAGCAGCCUCCCCCUCAAGUGGUCCUAUGAUGUCUUAACUAUUGUGGCCACUCAUUUGUGUAUGGACUACUGUCAGCUGCCCAUUGCUUACCUGUGGCUAUCACCGAGUCUACAAUUCUACAGUUAUUUUUACUUCAUCCCUAAUAUCGUGAUACUGCUGGUGGCCCUGUUGCUCCCAGCUGGUAAGAGCUCCAGGCAGACUGGGAAGCUGUCAGACAAGACACUGACAGAGGCAAAGUCAAAAGAACACUGAACUUAGAACAAUUUUGUUAGAGAUCAAUGCAGGUUGCUGUUGUUUUAUUCCUUAUACAAAGUUUUUUGUUUUCGUUUAGUAAUUAGAUCAAGUCGUUAUUUUUUAAUUCACAAAUACACAAAAUGAUUAUAGUUCAAGUUCUGAA
Messenger RNA from Halichondria panicea, 910 nucleotides. Its product is annotated as lysophospholipid acyltransferase 2-like. Gene Ontology annotation, cellular component: membrane. NCBI's taxonomy places the organism in Eukaryota, Metazoa, Porifera, Demospongiae, Suberitida, Halichondriidae. Gene Ontology annotation, molecular function: acyltransferase activity. The record is from RefSeq and is a predicted model, not a curated record. Gene Ontology annotation, biological process: lipid modification.